Molecule: messenger RNA, 1381 nt
Organism: Triticum dicoccoides
Lineage: Eukaryota; Viridiplantae; Streptophyta; Magnoliopsida; Poales; Poaceae
Exons: 3
Coding region: 393-1034 (213 amino acids)
Biological process (GO): response to cold; regulation of circadian rhythm
Source: RefSeq, a predicted model, not a curated record
CUGGUGCAGGCCAGAUAUUUUUCUUUCGAUGAGAGUAUGCAUCUCGGCCUCCUCGUCUCUAUCUCUCCAGGAGGAGGACGACGGACGACCAAAUCCCACACAUCGCUUCCCCUCUUCUCCAUCGACUUGAGCUUUUAUCUGAGAAAAUCGACGGAAGAUAUCCUGAUUUCUACGUCCUUCCCCGGAUUUCUGGCGCCGUGCGACGAUAGUUCUUGCGGAGGAGAGAGCUCAAAUCUUGUCGAUCUCUUCGUCCAACCGCUCUUUCCGACCGCCGUCGAUUUCGGUCCGUUUUUCUCAUCAAGUGGGGAAAGGAGGUAGGAAGGAAAGGACUGAAUCUUUGCUUCCAUCCAUUUCAUCGGACACAUAAAUAUACCCUGCUUCUUCUUGAUCGGAUGGGGGACUUGUCCACGAUUCAACAGCCACCCGGCACUGUCGCCAAGCAGGGCGACCAAGUUGGAGAGUUGGUGUCGGCUGGAUGGACAAACGACAGCCACAGCAUGUACAUAAGCUCCAUGGAGGCCUCCUUUGUGCGGCAACUCCGUGGCCAACAGUUACAGCACCACCACGCUCACGCUCCUGCUAGGAACAUCACCCAUGUGGCCGGCCAUGGGCUCAAGGCACUCCAUGUCCAAGAUGGAGCUCCCAGUGAGCUCAUGUCCGAGAGGAACGUCCCUCGCUCGCGUCAUGUGGGCGUAAGAGGCCUGCCCGAGCAUCCGUGGGCAAGGCGUUUCAGGCCACCCAGAGAUUAUUCCGGUGUCAAUCGUCGUGGUGAUGUGGUGGGUGCUUCGGCCGAUGAUGGUGAAUCGGGUACCGAGACGGUUCCGAAGACGGCUCGGAUGCAUAGAAGAGAAGUGGACAUUUGCGCCGGAGAAAAUCUUGUUGGCAAAAGCUCAGAAGCCUCUGGUCAGAAUUUUUUUGAAGAUGAGGUUCAUUCCAUUGCUCAGCCAAUCAAAUCUUGCAAGAAAAGGAGGACUGCCCCUUCCACCGCUGCAGAUUCUUUCAUGUCGAUGCUUGAAUGCGGCGACGAGCGGUGAUGAAGGCCAAUAUAUGUUUACCGAAGCCCCGGGGAAGCGACGGAAGACUAGUUCUAGAAAUUCUUGCUGAAGUAGUUGUGAUAAGUAACUGGUGUGGCUGCUAAUAUUUUUAACUCGACGGAUAGCUCUUGGUCGGUCUGCUCUUUCGGCGUGAAGAGAAGGCAAUUCAUUGGUAGUUUGUAUCAUCUCUGCAGAGCAUCAGGCUCAAGUUUGCAGAUCUCCGAGAGUUGAGGUGGUGAUGUGAUGCCUUGUGAUGGUGUAUUUCUUCAGCAUCUACUGUCUGCAAGUGAAUCAAUAGAAUUUGGAUAGUUUAUACUACAUGACUGUUGAUGCCACUGUUGUUUGGU